Molecule: messenger RNA, 1655 nt
Organism: Clarias gariepinus (North African catfish)
Lineage: Eukaryota; Metazoa; Chordata; Actinopteri; Siluriformes; Clariidae
Gene: rcvrna
Product: recoverin a
Exons: 3
Coding region: 127-738 (203 amino acids)
Molecular function (GO): calcium ion binding
Source: RefSeq, a predicted model, not a curated record
UGUCACGUAGAGUGACCCAAGAAGAUUUAAACAUUGAUCUAAUUGGGUAUCUGGCCAAAACCACCAGAGAACUGAUAGCAGGAAGCAAAAACAGGAGGCAGUGCUGGUAUAAACUUAAAAUACAGCAUGGGAAACAGCAAGAGCAGUGCUUUGUCCAAAGAGAUUCUGGAGGAUCUAAAAAUGAACACAAAAUACAGUGAGGCUGAGCUCAGCUCCUGGUACACCACCUUUCUAAAAGAGUGUCCUAGUGGGCGCAUUACUAAGGAGCAGUUUGAAGGCAUCUAUGCCAGCUUCUUUCCUGACGCCGACCCCACUGCGUAUGCACGGCAUGUUUUCCGAAGCUUUGACCUGAAUGCUGAUGGCACGCUGGACUUUAAGGAGUACAUAAUUGCAUUGCAUUUGACUUCCUCAGGCAAAACUCUGCACAAGCUUGAGUGGGCUUUCGCUCUGUAUGAUGUUGACGGCAACGGAACCAUCAGCAAAAAUGAAGUCCAGGAGAUUGUGAAGUCAAUUUUCAAUAUGAUUCCUGUUGAAGACCAGGACAAACUUUCAGAGGAUGAGAACACACCAGAAAAGAGAGCAGAUAAAAUAUGGAACUUUUUCCAAAAGAAAGAAAAUGAUAAGAUCGCAGAAGGAGAGUUCAUCCAAGGAGUGAUGGACAACAAAGACAUUUUAAGGUUGAUACAGUUUGAUGAGCCAAAGAAGAUACAGGACAAACUGAAGGAAAAGAAGCCAUAACAUUCAGGGCCGAUUUUCCCCUGAGACUAUGCGCUGCUCAUUUCCUGUUUACACAGCUAAACUCCUUCUAUGCCAUUCUGGCACUGUUUUGCUCAAGCGGACCAUCUGUGUGUGCAUGUGAAUUGUCUAAGUUAACACGGCAGAGCCAUGACCUUGAUCAAAUAUCUCUAUUCCUAUUGCACGGGUACAGUAAACAAGCCCUUUUCAAUCCACAGCAUGACCAUGAAUUUCCAUCACUUAAAAAAAAAAAAAGGGUAGAUCCAUUACUUAAGCAUCUACCGUGCAUUUAUUUGCUUUAUUAAUUUAUAAUAACAUGAUUGUUGAGUAAAGACAAAAUGGUGAGAGGGUUAUUAGGCUCAGGUUAUCAAUCCCUCUGGCGUAAUCAAUCCUCUUAAAAUGUGAAGGUCAAUCCAGGAAAACUCUUAUAAGCCACUGGUAGUGUUGAUUUUGUGUUGAUGGAUUAUUUGUAUGUGUUUUAGUAUUUUAACUAAAUGAAAGCAAUUUAAUUCAAAAAAUGACAAAAAAAUAAAUAAAUAAAUUUUUUAGGAAUUCCUUUUUUUUAGCUUCAAUUUAUGAACAUUUGCAAACCGAUAACAGGUCUAGCAAUUCUGUCUGCAAAAUUCCACCAUAUCAUUUGGCCCUCUUCUGGAUCUGCAUUCACGAGGAGGUACUGUACAGUAGUAUGGAUUUGGUUGGACGCAGUUAGGGACCAUGUCUUGCAUCCCUAUCCUUUGACCUCAGUUGUUUAACAGUAGAUAUGAGAUGUCUAUUAUAUUUUGUUUGUUUCUUUGUUUUUUGUUCAAUACCACUUAGCUCUGUUUCCUGGUGCAUUGUAUGUGUGUGUGUGUUUGCCAAAAUGUUCUAGGCUUUGUAGACUUUAGAAUCUCACUAUAUAAAUGCAAAAGACAAGUCCUACA